CGCCUGCCUGCCAGUGCCAUUUCGAACUCGAACGCGUUACAAUGUAUCUGAGACAGAGAACACAAUCAAGAAGCAGAAGCUCAACCGGAGCGGCAAUGGGAACAAUCAUCAACGUUUCCGUUGUGCUAUUGUUGCUGCUGGCGCAGGUGAGCGCCUACAAGGCGGUAAUACCAGCCGAUGCAGAGAAUCCCGGCAAAUGCAUUUAUCGCGGCGAUCUGCUGCAGUUGGGCGUUAACAAUGGGAUACCGCCAUGUCAGCGACUGACUUGCAACGAGGAUGGCUCCAUACUUAUCGAGGGUUGUGGCAAACUCUCAAUCGAACACUGUAAUCGAGGUGAACGCAUCUAUCCGGCCAAGCCAUUCCCGGAGUGCUGUCUACUCAAAUACAAGUGCAAGGAGCGUGAUGGCGCGCCCUAUUUCAUCGAACGGGAUGCUGCCGAACGGGCGUAGAGGACAUCUGUCUGGAAUCAAAGCAAACAAUCAGCACAACUAAUGCUUAUUUAUUUUGUAUUUAAAAUUUUUUUUUACCAGUUUGUUUUUUUUUUAUACGUUGAUAUAAUAUAAUUUUAAUUUGUUUGUGAGUGAGCACUCAAAAAUGCCGAA
Molecule: messenger RNA, 602 nt
Organism: Drosophila busckii
Lineage: Eukaryota; Metazoa; Arthropoda; Insecta; Diptera; Drosophilidae
Exons: 3
Coding region: 42-449 (135 amino acids)
Source: RefSeq, a predicted model, not a curated record